Cavenderia fasciculata is the source of this 1161-nucleotide messenger RNA. RefSeq lists its product as uncharacterized. Lineage: Eukaryota; Evosea; Eumycetozoa; Acytosteliales; Cavenderiaceae. Bases 1 to 1161 code for a protein of 386 amino acids. The transcript is spliced from 7 exons. The record is from RefSeq and is a predicted model, not a curated record.
AUGAUGUCAGAAGGAAUUGAAGAAGCUGAUCCAAUUUCAGAGGCAGUUGGAUUUAUCGAAAAAAUAUUACAAAAUAAUGUUGAUGCACAAUACCAAGGAUUAAAAGGGUUGAUGCUGUGUACAACGGUUCAUGUAGUAGAUCUAUUCAAGAAUCCAUCGUUUUACUAUCACGUCAAGAGGCAUCCAAACCACAAGCAAACACAUAUACAUAUGAGUCCCAAUCACGGUCGAUCACCCGUAUCACCACCCUCAUCGACUCAAUCCUCUCCAGCAUCAUCACCCACCUCUUCACCCGUCGAUCCAUGUAAUCAAGUAUCACCCAACACCAAAUACACCGAUAUUGAUCUAGACAAGUACACCAAAAAGAGAAAGAGUACCAUUCAAUCUCUACUCGAUCUAUGUCUAUCCGAAACUAAAAAGAUUCAAACCUCUGCUCUUAGAUUAGUUUGGCAUUUAUCUGCUCAAGCCGACUUGAAAGUAUUAUUAUAUGAAGAAGGAGUAUUGGAUAGAUUAAAACAAAUACAAUCAAGUGAUUAUUUAUUGACAAAGGAUGAAGUGGAUAAUAGAGCAAAUGGUGAUGUAGCCAACAUGUCUAUUUUAAAACCAUUGAUUCUAUUCGCGAUUCUCUUUCUAGGUGACAGAGUAUUUUCGGGGAAUCCAGCUACCCUAUCUGUGUUUAAUACACUAAAAUCAACAGAGCUGAAUUUUACAACACAAUAUAGAAAUUUUUAUUUUUCGCUUGGUCAGCCAUCUAAAACUUGUAUUGCAAAUGGUUUUCCCAAUUCCUUUGCAUGCCAAAAGACUGAUACUGCCUAUUAUUCUCUUGGUGAAUCGGUGAUUGGAGAUUGGAAUGUGACCGUAGGCGCUUCCGGUUUUGGUUUUAGUGCAAAUUAUUCAUCAUCAGGUGUUUGUACUGGGUCAAUAAAAAGAAAACUAAAUGUUCAAAUCUUGUGUAGUGGCAGUAGCAUAGCAAUGACUGCCACAGAAGAUCCCAUGUGUCAAUACUGGUUUUCAAUUUCAUUUCCAAACUGUUCAAGCUUCUUUACCGAAUCUCAAAAUUCAACUGCUCAAUGUGGUUCCGUAACUGCGGAGGGUGAAUACUCCCUGGCUCCGUUGGCAUUAAUACAUCUACCCAAGUAUGAUUUAAAGAUUAAUAUUUGA